This is a messenger RNA of Paramuricea clavata, 4317 nucleotides long. The record is from the annotation of a GenBank genome assembly. NCBI's taxonomy places the organism in Eukaryota, Metazoa, Cnidaria, Anthozoa, Malacalcyonacea, Plexauridae.
GUUCAGAGUAGAAACUGAACAAAACUGAUUUGCAGACACCUUGCAAAGGUAAAGUUUACAGACGAACAACAGAAACCAGGUAAAGAAAAUGUUUCAAAGUUUUUUUUCACGACAAAAUAUAUACAUUCCUUUUUGAGAUUCGUUUAAUUAAUAAAAAUAUCUCUUAGUUUAAAUAUAUGGCUGAGGGAAAAGUUGUAAACUCGAGUUAAGCAACUUGUACUCCAGACUUCAUGAGUAAAAUUUUUAUGAUUUGCGACUUAAUUUUUUAUUCUGAGCAACAACUUUUGACUUGAUUUAGACUUGAAACAAAAUGGCUGGCUUGUGACUUUUAACUUGCACUUGCAAGAAAUGACUUUUUUUACACGUAACUUAACGUAUAGUCGUACUGAAUAUCUAGUGAGAAUAAACUUUUGUACAACUUGCAUUGAAAAUUCAUCAAUGCAUAACGAGUAAUGCAACUAUAUACUGGCAUAUCGCUUUUUCAUGUACGACUGUGAGCCUGUUAUAUAAAUUGUUAUGCCGGGUGACUCCCCAAUUUAUGAAAAAAGAACUGUACAGAAUGGUUUGCGACUUAGAUUGGUCACAGGUAAAAUGAUUUGUGACUUGGUACGGGUUUUGAAUGACUUGUUAGGGGCUGUUCACAUAAUCCUACUUGAUUCCAUUUAGCUUGAUUCCGCUUAACGGGACGAAUAUUUGCAUGCGUUCAUAUUUGGAGUGUGUCGUUUCGCUUGUCGAGAUGAAAUCACUAUAUUUGUAUAAUUAGCGCCUGCAAAACGUGUACAUUUCACGGUUAUAUGCAACACAAACAACAUAGCCAUUUUAUAGAGUUUUCUUCAUUUAUGUACAUGAAAAGCAUUGCUUUAGCUGCACGUGUGAUACUUGUUUAUAAAACAAACAUAAAACUAAGUUUAAAGUUUUUAAUUAAACGGCAAAACCCGAUGACAUUACUGCGCGAAUACCGAAAAUUCUCAUCAAAAUCUGAAUCUGCGCAAACGUUGAUGAAUGAUGAAAGUGCAUGAGAGUUGAGGAAAGUUGCAAGUUUUAUCAAUUCUGAUUUUUGUGUGGUUGGGACUCAAUAUUUUUCAGAUGCUCGUCUGAGUAUGGGCAAGCUAUGUAUGCGCUAGCCUGUUUCCAAUUGCUACGGUUUCUGUUCAUGAAAACGCCUGCCAUCAGAAUAUUGUCGUACAUUUUGACAGUCGGUCCAUCUCAACUACAAAUGACAGAUAUUUAAAGUGAACAGAGUUGGCUUAAAGAUUUAAUUUUUUUACAGGAUAUACUUUAAUCUUUGUCCAAUUCUGAAAGAUGAAAGUUUUGUUGCAUUUGGUUUGCAUCGUUUUGUUCGUUGCGUUCACGACAGCAAGUAUUCUGGAAGGUUCGUAUAUAUCGUUUUAAAAUACUGGAUAAGUUCAAUCAGUUUUGAACUGGUUUUCCUAGAGGUCCAGUAAAGACUUUCUCGUAUUGAUUCAAUUUUGCUACAGAAAAAACCCCGAAGUGUACUCGGAAUUGGAGCUAUAGUUACACAAGCAGGGGCAAAAGACACGCCACUGUAGCAAACAAGGACGUGGCGAAGCACCUGAAGUUAGGGGGUGUCGAAAAAUUUUAUUUAAAAUUUAAAAUUCAAUGUUGAAAAUUUACUUGAAGUGUAAUAAUUAUACUAAAGCUUUUUGUGAUUGAUCUGCAUUGUCAUACUAAGUUUCGGGAAAAAAGGGGGUUUGCAUGGAACUGCAUUUGUGGCGUUUGCAAUUCGCAAAACAAACUGGAUGUUAUUAUUUUACAAAAGUAAUUAUUUUAUUACGCAAAUUUUACCUUAUAAUAUCAAAAUUUUAACUUAAAUUUUACGUAAUAUUUGCCUGAGUUUCACAGUUUGGAGGGUUACAUCCACCCCCCGGUCGCUACGUCUCUAGUAGCACUUCCCCUCAUCAAGUUAAUUCUGCCAAUGUAAGUUGAGACCUGUGGAUUUAUUUCUAAGUUGUAGAUAACAGCUCUUGUGCUGUUUUCAGUCUUGUGCUUCGAAGAUUUUUCUUUAAGUUACCUCACCAAAAACAAUAUCAUAAGUCUUAGCUGUUGUCAUCUCAUUAUCAACAAUGAUUAAAUGACUCAUUAUCUUUAAAGAUUUUAUAGCUGAUGAAAUAGAAAACGAUGAGUUGUUUCUUGAAAAACGUGCUCCAUGCCCAACGAUUACUUUCCCAUGUGGUCGUGGCACUGUUAUGCCAAAUGUUUGUCAAAACAUGAGAACCGCCAUUGCAAAAGGCCACCCAACACGUCUUCAUCGCAUCACGGACUCGAAAGCCAUAGCUAAGAACAGACGUGAUUCUGGAUGCACAAGAAUGAGAAAAACACCAGGCAAUAACUGUGAUGAAUAUCCCUUUGCUUCAUCCAGGGAAGGUACGAAUUGAAGUGUUUGUGUUCAAAAAAUAUCCGUACAAGAGAGGGGCGAACCGUGAUUGAGAAGUUUCUUUACUAAAGUAAUAAUUGUAUUGAAGGGGUGUCCUCAUGGAAAAAUUCCCAUAUUUAAAAUUUUUUUUUUAAAGAAAUGUUUGCACUAAAAAAAUGUAUGUAUUAAAAAGAUGUUUGUUUUAGAUAAAUGUUUGUAUUACAGAGAUGCUUGUAUGAGAGAAAUUUCUGUAUUAGAGACUAGAAAGAUGUUUGUUUUAGAGAGAUAUUUGUAUUAGAGAGAUGUUUGUAUCAACCUCGCAAGCAAGGGCCUCCACACCCGCGGCGGGAUGGAGACCCUUGUAAAGGCUGGUCACGUGACCUCCCGGAUUCUGGGAGGUAAAUCAAAUUAUACUGAGAGAGGGGUGGUUGAGCAGCGGGUUUGUAAAUUUCUCAUAUUUGGGGAAUAUGAGAAAUUUACAGACCCGCUCCUCAACCACCCCUCCCUCAGUAUAAUUUGAUUUACCUCCCAGAAUCUGGGAGGUCACGUGACCAGCCUUUAUAAGAGUUUCCGUCCCGCCGUGGGUGUGGAGGCCCUUGCUUGCGAGGUUGUGUUUGUAUUAGAAAGGUGUCUGUAUUAGAGGAAUGUCUGUAUUACAAAGAUAUCUGUAUUAGAGAAAUGUUUGUAUUAGAAAGGUGUCUGUAUUAGAAAAAUGUCUGUUUUAGAAAGAUGUCCGUAUUAGAGAAAUAUCUGUAUUAGAGAGAUGUUUGUAUUAGAAAGUUGUUUGUAUUAGAAAAAUGUUUGUUUCAAAGAGAUGUUUGCAUUAGUUUAGGUGUCCGUUCAAAAGAAACAACCAAUGAUUGAGAAAUUUAUUAAAGUAAUGACUAUAUCAGAGAAGUACGUUGAUGAAAAAAUGCUUGUAUUAAAGGGGGCUUCUGUAUUAAAAAAAGUGUCCGUAUUGGAGAAUCCCGCAUUAGAGGGUUUUCUAUAUUAGAAAGCUAUCCGGAUUAAAAGGUGUUUAUAUUAAAGCUGUGUAUGUAUUAAAAAAGCCCCACGUUAGCGAGGUUUCUGUAUUAAAGUGAUAUUUUUUUAUGGGAGAGGUGUCUGUAUUAGAGAGGUAUACCCGUAUUAAUGAAAUGUCCGGAUUAAAAAGGGUUUGUAUUAGAGAAGUGUUUGUAUUACAGAAGUGCCUGUAUUACAGAGGUGUUUGUAUUAGAAAGGUGUCUAUAUUACGAAAAGAAUGUCUGUAUUAGAGAGGUGUUUGUAUUAGAGAAGUACCCGUAUUAUUGAGAUGUCCGAAUUAAAGAAGUAUAUGUUUGUAUUAGAGAAGUGUCUGUAUAAGAAAGGUAUGCGUAUUAGAUAAAUUUCCGUAUAAACAAGGUAACUGGUUAGCAAAGAUGUGUCAAAGUCAAAUUAAGUGUACGUAUUAGAAAUGUGUGUUUGUAUUAGAGAGGUGUCCGGAGUAAAGAGACGAAGCUAGGUAUUAGAAGUGUAUGCGCAUUUGAAUUGAUCCGUAUUCUUGAUUAUUACUUUUGGCAUUCAGCUUUUCAGAGUUGUUCUUAACCAUGAACAUUUUUUUAUUUUUUGCAGGUGGAGCAGGUGCUGAGAUUAAGCUUGUCCCAUCGCGUGAAAACAGCAAGCAAGGUGGUUUGUUGGGCGCUUUUUAUAGAAAACAUAAAAUUGGUAAUGGUGGCUGUUACAAUGUUAGAGUUUAAUAAAUCUUCCUUUGCAUGCAUAGGCCUACUCUGGGAUAAUAUUUGGCCAUAUUUUCAUUUUUUGUUAAAAUAAUUUCAUAAGUCAUAAUUUAACUUUUAAGUUAAUCUUUUACUUGUAAAAUUUUCUUUGUUAAAGAACGAAAUUAAAUAAAACAAUUGAAUAAAGAUGUGUUUUUUUGUGUUUUUUUUUGCUAGUUGCAUGCUUACAUGAUUGUCGAUCCAUUAAAC